This is a messenger RNA of Pteropus alecto (black flying fox), 1125 nucleotides long. RefSeq names its product olfactory receptor 1I1. The record is from RefSeq and is a predicted model, not a curated record. Gene Ontology annotation, molecular function: G protein-coupled receptor activity; olfactory receptor activity. NCBI's taxonomy places the organism in Eukaryota, Metazoa, Chordata, Mammalia, Chiroptera, Pteropodidae. Gene Ontology annotation, cellular component: membrane. Gene Ontology annotation, biological process: G protein-coupled receptor signaling pathway.
AUGCACCAUCAGUAUGAGUUCCACGUUCUGCCUCUCAGUACCAUCACCACCAUCCUGGUCUAUGCCUCUACUAGACACCAGCCGUCCAUAGAACCAGAAAACCAAACAACAGUCUAAGAAUUCCUCUUCCUGGGGUUCUCAGAAAAGCCAGAGCAUCAGACUCUCCUCUUUGGGCUGUUCCUCCGCAGGUACUUGGUCAUUGUCAUUGGGAACCUGCUUACUGUCCUGGCCAUCAUCUCAGACUCCCACCUCCAGUACUUCUUCCUCUCUAACUUGUCCCUUAUCGACACCUUCUUCUCAUCCACCACUGUCCCCAAGAUGCUGACGAACCUUUGGACCUAGAGCCAAGCCAUGCCCUUUGCUGGCUGCCUUGAACAAAUGUAUGCCUUCUACCCAUUUGGAACCAUGGAUAGCUUCCUCCUGGCCAACGGCGUUGACCAGUUCAUGGCCAUUGUCUGUCCUCUGCUCUGCCUUGUCAUCAUGAGCCCCCAUGUCUGUGGCUGCUGGUUGGCAGGUUGUAGCUGAUCACUAGCCUCAGUACUUGUGCACACCUGCCUCAUGGCUCAGCUGACCUUCUGUACAAGCCCCUAAAUCCCCCACUUCUUCUGCUACCUCAUGCCCCUGCUGAAGCCCUCCUGCUGAGACACACACACCAAUGAGCUGGUGAGCUUUGCUUUUGGCAUCCUCAUGGGCAUCAGCCCACUCUCGUGAAUCCUCUGCUCUUAUUCCUGCUUCUUCUGAGCAGUCUUCGAGAUUCCUUCCGCUCAGGGAAGCUUCUCCACUCGUGGCUCUCACCUUACCAUGGUGUCACUGUUCUAUGGCCCCAUCUUUGCUGUAGACUUGCAGCCUGCAUCUCCCACCUCCUCUCAGAAGGACAAGGCAGCUGCUCUGCUGUGUGGAGUAGUUAUCCCUGUGCUGAACCCCUUUAUCUACAGCCCAAGGAACGAGGACAUAAAGGCAGCCCUGAAGAAGCUCCUUGGCAUAACAGCCCCCCUUCAGCGUAGGGCAGAACAGUUACUGAGCACCUACAGUGUUCCGGGAUUGCAGUUGGAUGCUGGGGACACUGAGACACAUGCCAUCCAACCUUGAGGUGUUCAGAGUCUAGUGGGGGACAGUGACAUAUAA